Molecule: messenger RNA, 387 nt
Organism: Nicotiana tabacum (common tobacco)
Lineage: Eukaryota; Viridiplantae; Streptophyta; Magnoliopsida; Solanales; Solanaceae
Source: RefSeq, a predicted model, not a curated record
AUGGUUGNAUCGAAGGCGAGGAAUGCGGACGGGUAUAAGUUGUGGUACUCUAGAGUCGUGAGGGGUAAGAAUGGAGUGGGUAUCUUGGUGGAUAUGGAUCUUAGAGAGUCUGUGGUUGAGGUUAGGCGAGUGAAUGAUAGGCUAAUGUUUAUUAAGUUGGUCAUUGGUGAGUGCACCCUCAAUAUAGUUAGCACUUACGUGCCGCAAGCGGGCUUGGAUGAGGAGGUUAAGAGGCGCUUUUGGGAGGGCCUGGAUGAGAUUGUGCGUAGUAUUCCUCCUACUGAAAGGUUAUUUAUUGGAGGGGAUUUUAAUGGCCAUAUCGGGGCGGCUGCUGGUAGUUAUGGUGAGAUGCAUGGUGGCUUUGGCCUUGGGGAUAAGAACGGAUGA